AUGACUUCCUCAAUGACACCGAUGGAAGAUGCUAUCAAGCAAAAGAUCACACAAGAGCUGAACCCAACUUCGCUCGAGAUCUUCAAUGACUCGCAUAAGCACGCUCACCACAAGGCAAUGGCAGAAGCUUUCAAGUCAAAGAUGCAGCCAGCAAGACACAGAAUGGUCUACACUCUCUUGAAGGAUGAGAUGGCUGCUGAAGGCGGCAUCCAUGCUCUGCAGCUCAAAACUCGCACACCCGAGGAAGAGGAGAAGGCAAAAGCACGAGAGUCAUGA
This is a messenger RNA of Aureobasidium musti, 276 nucleotides long. NCBI's taxonomy places the organism in Eukaryota, Fungi, Ascomycota, Dothideomycetes, Dothideales, Saccotheciaceae. The record is from the annotation of a GenBank genome assembly.